Cucurbita pepo subsp. pepo (vegetable marrow) is the source of this 2959-nucleotide messenger RNA. RefSeq names its product DCD (Development and Cell Death) domain protein. The record is from RefSeq and is a predicted model, not a curated record. NCBI's taxonomy places the organism in Eukaryota, Viridiplantae, Streptophyta, Magnoliopsida, Cucurbitales, Cucurbitaceae.
UUUAAGAGUUCUUCUGGAAUUGAGCCAUUCGCUUUCCUCACCUCUGCUUCAUCUUCCAUCAACGUUGGAGCUCUUCUUCUCUGUGAAUUUCCUCUCAUUCUUCUUCUUCUUCUUCUUCCUUCCAUACACUAUUUUCUGUUUCUCCAAUGGCCGUUUGAUUCUUUACUCUCAGUUUCUCGCCGGUUUCAAGCCAAUCUGCCUUUGAGGUCACUCUCUCCCGGAUGUUUUGGAAUUGACAGCAUUUCAUUCAGCGAAUUAAUGGUGGCUAAUAUGAAGAAUACUGCUCAUGGGAUUGUACCAGAGUAUGGUGCAAUUUUUAUGUCAAAUAGUAUGACUAGAACAGAAUGCUUCGAAAGGAAGUUAUUUGGUCUUCCAUCUUGGCUAGGCAACUUUGUUCUACAAAUUAAAUCUGGGAUGAUUUUAUUUCUGUUUGAAUACGAGAAUAGAGUACUUCAUGGUGUAUUUCAGGCAGUUUCAGAUGGUGCAAUGAACAUUGUGCCCCAUGCUUAUAGCUCAUCAGGGCAGCAAUUCCCUUCCCAGGUUAAGUUCUCUGUACUUUGGUGCUGCAAUCCCCUUUCUGAAGACCAAUUUCAAAAUGCCAUAAAAGAAAAUUACUUUUCAACAAAGAAGUUCAACUUUGGGCUGUCUAAAGUUCAGGUGCAUAGGCUUUUAUCCCUGUUUAGAUUGACAAAAUUUAGUGACCGACUCUGUCCGAGACAGUUAAGCAGUGAUUCAUUUGAGCGUUCAAGUGAUCUCUUACUUGAUGGAAGUCGAAGUGUUGCUGUUGGUAAUGGGCUUAUGUUGAAUGGGAGUUUACAAGAGAAGCUAAUAGAGGGUGAAGACCGAGUUAACACUAUGCAGGAGAGUGCUACUCUUUCCCAUUAUAAUAUCAGAAAUGGAAUUACUUCCUUAGACAAUUCUAUACAUUGUGCUCAUACGGAUACUAGAAACCUCGCAUGUAAUUCAGGUUUCCUAAGUUAUGCUCAAAUCACGAUGCCCAGCCGCUACAGCCAAUCAUACUGCAUGACUAGUAUGCCUUUCCAAUCGUCUGUAAAUUUAGAAGACAUUACAGAUCCUGUGACUCAAAGUCAAAUAAAUUUGUCAUGUUCUGUUCCUAGCUUACUUUCUUUGCCUACACGAGAGUUCGAAAAUGAUGGAGGCUUGAGGAGGUCUAUCCUCACUAGCGAGUACCCUUCCUAUGGACUCAAAGAUACCCUUUUCCCAUAUCAAAAUGAGCAGGGCUUAGCAAGGCAGGAAGUUAUGGAAGCAUAUUAUGAGCAUGUUCCCAAGACAAAAGAAUUUCCCAGUCAAUUGCCUUUUGAUUCUGUCGAACUCUCGAGGAUGCCCUCAAUUGUGCAUACAGCAGUGAACCAUGGACAUGAAUGCCAUGGAUCUUCUGGAGGCAUGCAUUCUGAUUGUGAAAGAAAGAGCAGCGUGUUUUCUCGUUUAGCCUAUCCAUCUGAUGCAAGUAUACAAGAAUUUAGUGACUAUGACCAUGAGAAGGUAGAAAUGGAUCCAUCUAAUGAUGAAGUUAGGUCUAUAUUGCAACGACAUCACUGGCAAAGGAAGAAGACUAACCACGAAGUGCGAAGUCCAGAGAGCAAUGUUGGCAGGAAAUUUGUGAAGAAAAAAUGGACAAAAUCUUCUGUAAGUUCACAUGGUAGUAAUUGCUUUCAAGUUUCAGAUAAACAUGGGACAAAAAAUGAGGACACUAUAGAUUGUAACACUAACCAUAUUGCUGGAUCAUUUGUGGAUUUCAAGCGGCGAAGAAAACAAUGCAAAGUUGAGGACAGUGUCCCAACUGGAGGGGAAAAUGUGAAUGUUGGAAGUGUUCAGUUGUCAGGUGUGCAACAGAAAAGAAGAAAGUUGAUUCGACCAAAUUUUGCCGAUAAUGAGUUGCGUGAUUCUGGAGAUACCAACAAUGUUUCCCAAAGUUUAGAUAGUCUCUCUCAAGGGAAAGCUAGUAUUGAUCAUAUGAUUGAGAUGGACAAGACAGAGAAAUUAUGUCCCGCUGUCGAAUUGCCAGAUAUUAUUUGGCUGGUCGAUGAUGAAGACAAGAAUAUGGGUAGCGAAACUGUAGCAACAGAUGAGGACGCUUACGGGUCUAAUAGAAAUGGUUCUGAAGAUUGGAUAGCAUCCUCAAAUUAUACCUCCAAAGAUCUUGGAGUGAACGAGAACUGUCGUCUUACACAUAAUUGUUCAACUUCAGAGGAUCACACGACCUUCCAAAAUCUCAAUAAUUCUGGUUUAUGUAGUCGACAAGAACCGUCCUCGGAAGGUUCUGAACUAAAUGCUGGGAAUAGUUCUAUAAGGUUUAAUGAAGGCAGCAACAAAUCCAAUGCAAAGGAAUUAAUUGAAAGCUCGAAAAUGGUCGAACCAUAUCAAGAUUAUUUCGCUGUGACAGAAAGCUCAAGCCCUCUGAAGUCAGCUUCAGAAAGUGCUCCUGAAGAAGUUAUUGAGAGAAGAAAGCAACAUAAUGAAAAUGAAGAGCGUUUACACCCGAAACUGAACUACGAUGAUCCGGGAUGUUUCUUUUGACGUGUUUUUCGUGUUUAUACUAUGAUACCUUUUUUGUUUUAGUGAAAUUACUAUGAAGCUUUUUGUUGCAACAGUGAUAUUGCAAAUGCUACUUGGAAUUGGCACAUGAAUAUGGCGGCAAGCCACAGCUCUGAUGAAUUAAAGAGCUGACAGACUUAACAGGUAUUUGUCUUUUGUAGAAGUUAAUGUUUUGUUCUUCCUGUGGGGGUCGGUGGUGUAUAGAACUCUCAAGUCAUCAUGAAAUGUACUGACAUAGGGAAGCUUAGAUUAGAACAGAUGGUCGGUGCUACAGAAAUGCAACUGUUUUUUUCUAACUGUCUCAUGUUGGGGGAUUCAUUAGCCCCUCCUUUUUUGUAUAGACUCUGGUUUGAAUUCAAAUUUUCAGCUUUCCAUGCCAAAAAAGUAUGAACUCCUUGCUGCU